Mirounga angustirostris (Northern elephant seal) is the source of this 599-nucleotide messenger RNA. RefSeq names its product synaptonemal complex central element protein 3 (gene SYCE3). Gene Ontology annotation, cellular component: central element. Gene Ontology annotation, biological process: synaptonemal complex assembly; spermatogenesis; reciprocal meiotic recombination. The record is from RefSeq and is a predicted model, not a curated record. The transcript has 3 exons. NCBI's taxonomy places the organism in Eukaryota, Metazoa, Chordata, Mammalia, Carnivora, Phocidae. Bases 231 to 497 code for a protein of 88 amino acids.
AGAGCCAUAGUAGAUGUCUGGCACAUAGUAGAUGCUCAGUAAAUCUAUUCAAUGGUGGAUAACAGAAUGGACCUCAAGUAAAACUGCAACCUUGGAGAGAGGGAGGAUAAAGACUUUAAAGAGCUGGGCGAGGCUAUGAGUUCCACAAAGGCAGUGUUCACUGGCAACUCCCAAGCACUGGGCCUUCUUGACCCAUAGAUGAGUAAAUAUUCCAUGAACAAAUAAAAUGGAUGGCUGAUUCUGACCCUGGAGAAAGAAACUAUGACAACAUGCUGAAAAUGCUGUCAGACCUGAAUAAAGACUUGGAAAAGCUACUGGAAGAGAUGGAGAAAAUCUCAGUGCAAGCCACAUGGAUGGCCUACGACAUGGUGGUGAUGCGCACCAACCCCUCGCUGGCAGAGUCCAUGCGCCGUCUGGAGGAUGCCUUCCUCAACUGCAAGGAGGAGAUGGAGAAGAACUGGCAAGAGCUGCUCAAUGAGGCCAAGCAUAAACAGUAGGCCCCCUGUCCACCCACGGCCACCAUGCUGCCAUCUGCCAAUGUGGAGAAGCCCCUAAGGCACGGAGCCUUCUCUGCUGGCAGAGUAACAGCGACCAAAAUG